Iphiclides podalirius (scarce swallowtail) is the source of this 345-nucleotide messenger RNA. Lineage: Eukaryota; Metazoa; Arthropoda; Insecta; Lepidoptera; Papilionidae. The record is from the annotation of a GenBank genome assembly.
AUGGAAUUCACUUGUACGCAAACAGGCCACAGAGCGCCCUCGCCCUACCUGAGCCACGUACACCGGAUCGCUACAUCGCUCAAAAAGCUUCUGCCUGUCAAUGGAUAUAGAAUAUUGAAACCGGCCGUAAGGAGGCUUCGAAUAGUGCAGCCGAUUCGCGAGGCAACUAGCAGAACUCGUCCUAAAUCUAGAUCGAGGCGUUUAGAAUUCCUACGUAAGCGCUCCGCUGUGAUAUCGGAAAAGAGAUCAGAAGUUAAUCUAUCGGCAACAUUCUUCGCGUUACGCCGGAAGGCAGCGCCGGCCCGCUAUGGCCCUCGUGCACGCGACCUGCCCCCGUGCACCCGC